Rhododendron vialii is the source of this 3573-nucleotide messenger RNA. RefSeq lists its product as uncharacterized. The transcript has 3 exons. Lineage: Eukaryota; Viridiplantae; Streptophyta; Magnoliopsida; Ericales; Ericaceae. Gene Ontology annotation, molecular function: RNA-DNA hybrid ribonuclease activity; nucleic acid binding. The record is from RefSeq and is a predicted model, not a curated record. Bases 1 to 3573 code for a protein of 1190 amino acids. Gene Ontology annotation, biological process: DNA integration.
AUGUAUACAGAAACACCAGAUCACAAUCGACCCUUGUUCAUCACUGGUCUUGUUCUUAACACCAAAAUCUCUCGGGUUUUGGUUGAUGGUGGGUCCGCAGUAAAUUUACUGCCAAAAAGGGCUUUGGGCAUAAUAGGGGUUCGAUUAUCCCAAUUACAGCCAUGUCAUCUGGUGAUUCAAGGGUUCAAUCAAAAUGAACAACACCCCAUGGGGAAAAUCAAAUUGCGAACUAAAUUUGGUGGCAUCAAGGAAGAUACCGAGUUUCUGGUGAUUGAUGUAGACACUUCCUACAAUGCCUUGCUUGGGAGACCAUGGUCACAUAAUCAUAUGGCGGUGCCCUCUACCUACCAUCAGUGCAUCAAAUAUCCAUUACCUCCACCUAUAAAUGAAGGGAUAAUUGUUGCGGAUAAUGAUCCCUUUAAUGGGGUUGAAGCUUACUAUGCGGAUGCUCGUUUUUACACAAAGGCUUCGCAAAAUAGAGUGAAGGGCUCAGCAGAAACAGAUACUAAAAGCGUGAAAUCUCCGACAAAGAGGGCAUUUCGCUACAUUCCAAAGUCUCAAAGGAAGCCAGGGACAAGUGCUUUAGCUCCGAUAAACCCAACUUUGGAGUUAAAAGAUGCAUUUGUCUUGCCAUUACAGAAGGCAGAAUGCACAUAUGUGGAGAACUAUUGUAAAUUUGUAGUCCCUGCGAAAGCAAAAGGCAUGAAGCCUAUAGUGUUCCAUGCACUUGGUGACAUGGAAAAGAAAGUUCAGGAUGAUAAUCUCAAAACUGUGGAGAUAUUAAGUCCAAUAAGACCAAGUUAUGCUGCGAACAUUACAAAAAUGUUAGUGAAAGCUGGUCUUGAUCCUGAAAAAGUAUCCACACAAACAGUAGCACCUUUUGACUCUGUGCUAACUCAUGCACAAGCCAAAUCCCUUCAGCAAGGAAGUCCUAUUGUGGCCACCAGGGAAGGAUUGGGCUAUCAAGUCGCGAAAGAAAAGCUCUCUGUAAAUAUGAUUACAGUGGAAGGGGCCUCAAAUGAUGGGAUUGAAGAUGAGACAUAUCCCAUACCAACACAAUCUGAAGAAGAAGGUCAGGCUACAAUUGAUGAGCUUCGCGAAGUCAAUCUUGGUGAUGAAGGAGAGAAUAAGCCAACUUUCAUAAGUGCAAACCUAGUAGAGGAAGAGGCUCAGAGGUACAUCUCUUUUUUGAAAGAGCAUCGCGAUGUUUUUGCAUGGACCUACAAUGAGAUGCCUGGACUUGAUCCUGGAGUUGCAGUUCAUAGACUCGCAGUUCAUCCUGAGAAACGGCCUGUUAAACAAGCACCAAGAAGGACACGGCCAGAAUUGACGUCCCAAAUCGAGGCUGAAGUCGAUAAACUCCUUACAGCCGGAUUCAUCAGAGAGGUUAAAUACCCGACUUGGUUGGCAAACAUAGUCCCAGUCCCGAAAAAGAAUGGGAAAAUACGGAUUUGUAUUGACUUCCGCGAUCUCAAUGAAGCUUGUCCUAAAGACGACUUUCCUUUACCCAUCACCAAACUUUUGGUUGAUGCAACCACAGGUUACGAAACCUUGUCAUUCAUGGACGGAUAUUCGGGUUAUAAUCAAAUCCGAAUGGCCCCCGAAGAUGAAAAGUUGACGGCUUUUAGAUCUCCAAAAGGGAUUUUUUGCUAUAUGGUGAUGCCUUUUGGUCUAAAAAAUGCAGGGGCAACAUACCAAAGAGCAAUGACAGUGAUAUUUGGUGAUAUGUUGCAUAACAUCAUUGAGUGCUAUGUUGAUGAUCUUGUCGCCAAAACCAGAAAUAAAGAAGAUCAUUUGGAUGACUUGAAGCAAAUUUUUGAACGCUUAAGGUGGUACAAGCUUAAGAUGAACCCGUUAAAGUGCGCUUUUGGGGUUUGUUCAGGUAAAUUCCUUGGGUUUGUAGUUCGAAGCAGAGGAAUCGAAAUUGAUCCUGUGAAAAUCAAGGCUAUCCUUGAAAUGCCUCCCCCCAAAAAUUUGAAGGAGUUGAAAGGGUUACAAGGAAGAUUAGCCUAUAUAAGAAGGUUCAUCUCUAACUUAGCAGGGCGAUGCUUGCCGUUCUCAAGGCUAAUGAAAAAGGAACUCAACUACUCUCCGAUUGAGAAAACAUGUCUCGCUUUGGUGUUCGCCUUGCAAAAGUUAAGACAUUACGUCUUGGAGCAUGAAGUCAAAUUGAUAUCAAAGGCUGACCCUUUGAAGUAUAUACUGUCAAGGCCAAUACUCUCUGGGAAAAUUGCAAAAUGGGCUGUAAUCCUCCAACAAUUUGCAAUUGAAUAUGUUUCCCAAAAAGCAGUAAAAGGUCAAGCCUUAGCAGACUUUUUAGCAGCGCACCCAAUCCCUGAUGAUUCACCUCUAGCCACUGAUCUACCAGAUGAAGAGGUCAUGCAAGUUGAAGUUCAAAAAGCAUGGGAGAUGUACUUCGAUGGGGCAACAAGGAGUCCGAAUGGCCAAAAGCAAGAAGAUCUAAAAAAUAUCAAAUCUGGAAUCAGUGUUGUGUUCGUCACACCAAAUAAUGCCAUAAUCCCUCAUUCCUUUGCCUUGACAGAAGGAUGUUCAAACAAUGAGGCAGAAUAUGAAGCUGUAAUUGCUGGAUUGGAAUUGGCAUUGCAAAUACCGAUCGAAGAGCUCUUAGUCUAUGGAGAUUCUGAAUUGGUGAUAAAACAGUUGCGUGGAGAAUAUAUUGUUAAAAAAGCAAGCUUGGCCCCAUACCACGAAAGGGCUAGCCAGUUGCUUUCACAAUUCAAGAAAGUUAACAUUUUCCAUGUUAAAAGAAGAAUAAAUGCUCAGGCAGACUCCUUAGCAAGUUUGGCUGCCUCACUUUCCCUGCCUGAGGCAAUAACUGUUACAGUUGGAGAAAGAAGAGUUCUACGGCCCUUAACUGAAAUCUCAGAAGUAUUGUCAAUUUUUGCCGCCACAACAAAAGAAGGUGAGGAAGAUUGGCGUGAGCCCUUUAUAAAUUACCUCCAACAUGGUAGGCUUCCAGAAGAUAAAGCAAAAAGGGCAGAGGCUCAUGAAGUUAUGGCGGAAGUUCAUAGUGGUGUAUGUGGAGCAAACCAAAGUGGUCCAAAGUUACAUAUGCAAUUAAAACGCCUUGGAUAUUAUUGGCCAACCAUGAUUUCUGAUUGCAUUAAUUAUGCAAAAAGUUGCCAAGUUUGCCAAUAUCAUGGAAAUUUUAUCCAUCAGCCUCCAGAGCCUUUACAUGUGACAACAUGCUCUUGGCCAUUUGCAGCAUGGGGCAUCGAUGUUAUUGGGCCUAUCAAGCCAUCAUCCUCUGCUGGUAAUAAAUACAUCAAAGCUGCCACAGAUUAUUUCUCAAAAUGGGCAGAAGCAAUUGCUUUGAAAGAAACGAAGAGUGGGAAUGUCUCAGAUUUCAUCCGAACCCAUAUCAUCUAUAGGUUUGGGGUCCCAGAUAGUAUCAUAACUGAUAAUGGGCAACCCUUCAGAAGUGGUCCAUUAUACAAGUUAUAUUCCAAGUACAACAUAAAGAUCAACCAUUCUUCGCGAUACCAUGCGCCUGCUAAUAGCUUAGCGGAGGCUAGGCAAAAAUUAGGGCAAACAAAAAAUGGGUGGUUCUAG